AUGUCGAAGGUCGUUCGCAGUGUCAAGAACGUCACAAAGGGAUACUCCUCGGUGCAGGUAAAGGUCCGAAAUGCUACCAGCAACGAUCCAUGGGGCCCGACGGGCACUGAUAUGUCCGAGAUCGCAGCCAUGACAUUCGGGAGCCCGAACGAGUUCUACGAGAUCAUGGAUAUGCUCGACAAGCGCCUCAACGACAAAGGAAAGAAUUGGCGCCAUGUGCUCAAGUCAUUGAAGGUGCUGGAUUACUGCCUGCACGAGGGUUCCGAGCUAGUGGUGACGUGGGCCCGGAAGAACGUCUAUAUCAUCAAGACUCUGCGCGAAUUUCAAUACGUUGACGAGGAGGGCAGAGAUGUGGGCCAGAACGUCCGUGUGGCCGCGAAGGAGCUCACGGCAUUGGUGUUGGAUGAGGAUAGACUACGCAGCGAACGUUCAGAUCGCAAACUCUGGAAGACCCGUGUGAGCGGACUCGACGAUGGAUAUGGUGGAGGAAGCAGCGAGCCGUCUCGUCGGGAGCGCCGGCGACCCCGCCAUGACGACGAGGAUGAUACCGAAUACCGAUUGGCGAUCGAAGCUAGCAAGGCCGAGGCCGAGGAGGAGCGCAAGCGACGGGCGAAGAAUGCCAACAAUGAUGAUGACGAGGAUCUGGCCAAAGCGAUCCAGCUUAGCCGGGAAGAAGAGGAUCUGCGGAAGCGUGAACUGGAGGAAAGCAAUGCACACUCGCUCUUCGAUGAAACCCCAGCCCAGGUUCAGCCUACCGGCUUCAAUCAGGGUUACCAGCAACAAGGUGCUGUCGACUGGUUCGGCAACCCCAUUAAUGUCCAGCAGCCGAUGACGACUGGCUUCUUGAACAACCAAUAUGCGCAGCCCACGGGAUUCCAAGGCCAGCCAACCGGCAUGGCUAACCCAUAUGCCAAUGGCUAUCAGCAGCAGCAGCAGCCCUCUGUCUUUGACCAAAACCCCUACGGACAACCCCAGAACAACUUCUUGCAGCCACAAGCUACCCUCCAACCCCAGCAGACUGCCUACAACACCAACAAUCCCUAUGGAACAACCGAUGUUUUCGGUCAGCAACAGCAACAGCAACAGCAACAGCCCCAAGAAAACUACCUGUCCGCGGGAACCAACAACCCUUGGGCUGCAAACCAGCCUGCCGAUGCAUUGAAACCCAUGCCAACUGGCUCCAACAAUCCCUUCGCCCAACGCACCCAGCCCCAGUUCACCAACCAACCAGCAAAGGCGGGCCCACCAUCUCUUAACACUUUGGCCGAAGAUCGUGCCACCUCCCAAUUCAACAACAACCAGUAUAAUGCUAGCCAAUUCGCUCAGCAGCCCACCCAGUCCAACCCUAUUGCCAACUUCCAGGCCCCCCAGCCAUCAAAGAGUGUUCCGCCCCAGCCUGCAGACCCUCACCACGCCCGUCUCAAUGCGCUUCUCGCAUCAGGCGAAGGCCAGGACACCUUCGGCAACGUUGGCGACUUGCGUAUCCCUGCCCAGCACACGGCUCCGGGUACAUUCGUCAACUCCGCCGGUCAGGGUUUGGAUCGUCUGCACGCCGCCCAGACUGGCAACAACCCCUUCUUCGGUCAGCAGUACACUGGUAUGCCUCAGCAGACCGGUUUCAUGCAACAACAGCCCACCAACAACCCUUGGGGCGCUCAGCAAAGACCGCAGCAGCAUGGCGGUAGUCUGAUUGACCUCUAA
Molecule: messenger RNA, 1701 nt
Organism: Penicillium cataractarum
Lineage: Eukaryota; Fungi; Ascomycota; Eurotiomycetes; Eurotiales; Aspergillaceae
Product: epsin
Exons: 4
Coding region: 1-1701 (566 amino acids)
Biological process (GO): actin filament organization; endocytosis
Cellular component (GO): plasma membrane; endosome; clathrin vesicle coat
Molecular function (GO): phospholipid binding; clathrin binding
Source: RefSeq, a predicted model, not a curated record